AUGAAUCCAUCAUUCAAUACCUUCUUGGCUCUCGUGUUCGGUGUCCUCGUCAUCCUUGUAGCAUGGACGACAUUCUACGCGACUCCGCAAGGGACAUCGUCAGCACAGAAUGGACCGUACGAUCACGACCAACGUCACAGAUUAACCCAAGCUGCCAGUUCCGACUUCGUUUUGACCCGUGUAAAGAAGAAUGAUCUCGACAAAAUUGGAACUAUGCUGGGGAACAUGGUAGAAGCGCUAGAAAAACCCAAUUCCAUGGUAGAGCCGGCCACAGCAUUAUCUUCUCAAAGUUCCGCGGACCAAAGCAGAAACACGGUGCUGGUCGAUGUUACUGGUACGGAUGGAGAGAUUCUCAAAAUCAUUCUUGACUCGUACGGUUGCAAAAGAACUGGCUGCUAUGGAAACAGCUGCUCCGCUUACGCACCCGUCGACCGGCUUGUCGCUAUCGCAGGCAGCGAUGUUGUCCUUGAAUUGCACCCCGCGCUACCCAAGACAAACAGCGGAUCCAUUGUUACCGAAGGAGAUCGAGCCAUGGACGCCGACGAUGCUCGAACCCAAUUUGGUGUAUCAGGAGAGGGGAUUCUCGUAGGAAUUUUGUCUGACUCUUACAACUGCCUCGGGGGUGCAGCUGGUGACAUUUCAAGUAAAGACUUGCCCGGUGGACAAAACGACAUUGUUAUUCUUCAAGAUUUAGAAGGCGACGAAUGCGCAUCGGCAAAGGAUGAAGGGCGAGCUAUGAUGCAAAUCAUUCACGAUGUUGCGCCCGGCGCACGCUUGGCCUAUCGAACGGCGUUUCGGGGGACUUCUGAUUUUGCGUCUGGUAUUCGGGAGCUUGCCCAGGCUGGAUGCGACAUUAUUGUUGAUGAUAUAGGGUACUUGACCGAGCCAUUUUUUCAAGACGGAGACAUUGCGCAGGCCGCUGAUGAAGUUGUCGCCCAGGGAAUUCCGUUCUUUUCUUCCAGUGGAAACUAUAACGAGUGGACGUGGGAUGAUCCAAAUGGGUUCCGAAGCUCUGGACAAACUUUUACCGAUGGUGAAAGCUCAGGGGAUCGCCAUCUCUUCGAUGGAGCUGUAGCAUCUCAGUCAAUUUUUAUCGAAAACGCAAAUUCUGUUUACAGCUUCACUUUGCAGUGGGAUGAACCCUUUAGAUCUGUCCCGGGUUCUCAGAUUGGAAGCGCCAGCAAUCUCGACGUAUUCUUUCUCGUCAAUGGUAACGUCAUCGCUAGGAGCACCGACAAUAACAUCGACAGAAAUGCUGUCGAAUUUCUUCAGGUCAAUCCCUCAACCAUAGCUGGAGUGAGUGGCGACACAGUCGAGUUAGAGAUGAUCAUAACUCUUGUCGAAGGUCCGGCUCCAAGCUUUGUGAAAGUGAUUUCUUUUAACGAGGCUGAGUUCGAGUUUUCUGCCAGCACGGGUACAUCCUUUGGUCAUCCAAAUGCUGGUCGCGCCGCAGGAGUCGGUUCGGCCGUAUUUGCGAAUACACCCGAAUUCGGCCGUGAUCCUCCAUUGAUCAACGCCAAUUCAUCUCCUGGCGGUAUUCCUAUCUUUUUUGAAAACUCGGGAAGCCGACUUGGAGCUGCAGUUGUUCGGUCUCAACCGAGAUUUGUAGGCCCCGAUGGGGGACGAACGACUUUUUUCGGUAACGCGCCUGAGUUCCGAUUCUUUGGAACCUCCGCUGCCGCACCACACGCUGCGGCGGUAGCAGCCCUGAUGCUAGAGAUCAAUGAUUCUCUAACACCGGACGAGAUUUACACAAUUUUGCAAGAGACUGCAAUCGAUAUGGAAGAUCCCAAUACGUCUGAAUUUGAGGUAGGAUUCGACUUCCGUACUGGGCAUGGGCUAGUGAAUGCACUCGAGGCUGUGAGAAGGGCUGAACCAAUCACACCAGGUGAACCCACAAUCCAGCCAACCGCCCAACCAUCCAGCAUACCAACGGUGACUUCGAUGGACGCUCCCACUACAGGAGAUGACGAGCCCACAAGUCAGCCAACGUUUGAGCAAGCUGCUAUUUCCGAUGUACCGAGCAACAGUCUUUCUUUGGCUCCCACAGGUAGCACACUUCUACCUACAAACCAGGCGACGACUGUGGCUCCAACUUCGUCGACCAGCUUUCCAACAGGCAGUCCAAUGACCUUCUUACCUACCGCGAUACCACCGACGCUCCAGCCUACUGUCACAUCGACAUCAAUACAGCUGAAUCUCAACAACUUUUUGUUGACUCUUCUAGGUACAAACAUAAACGAAGAAGCCUUGCGCCAGAGCCUUAUUGAAUACUUGUUGCAAGAGCUGUCGAAGGAUUUCCCAGAUCUGCUGAGCAUUUCGUUAGAUCUUGUAUCAUUUACGGAGCUCGGGCCCAAUCAACUUGCGCUAGUGGAGUAUUCGGGCUUGGCCACAUUUCCAGAAAACAGUGUGGUUUCGCUCAAGGAGUUGCUCAAAGCCCAAACAGAAGCUUUAAAACAUUUUAGUGAUGUUGAGGCGGCGAUCGUUGCUGGAGGGAACGAUGUACGAGUUGUAUCGAUCGAGGUCGAUCAUGGGAGCUCUUCUAAGGGAAAGUCAAGCAACAGCACGACAAUGAAAAGUUCAAAGAGUGGGAGGGGCAAGGGAAAAGCAAAAGGAUCUAGCAGCCGCGACUCGACGAGCUCGAAAACUGGAGGCAACGGGUCGACGAACGGAGGUAAAGGAUCGAUAAAUGGAGGAAAAGGAUCAAACGGAUUGCGGAUCUAA
Phaeodactylum tricornutum CCAP 1055/1 is the source of this 2724-nucleotide messenger RNA. RefSeq lists its product with no specific name. Gene Ontology annotation, molecular function: serine-type endopeptidase activity. The record is from RefSeq and is a predicted model, not a curated record. Lineage: Eukaryota; Bacillariophyta; Bacillariophyceae; Surirellales; Neidiaceae. The transcript has a single exon. Gene Ontology annotation, biological process: proteolysis. Bases 1 to 2724 code for a protein of 907 amino acids.